GGCCAGGAAGAAAACACCAGUCCUCGUUUUGUCCUCGGAGUUUGGAGACUUUCUGCGCCAGGACGCACGACUGGUAUGUUGGAUAGAUAGCAGCAGCAGGAGGAGAAGAAUAAGAAGAAGAAGGAGGAGGAGGAGGAGAAGAAGAAGAUGUCUUUCUUUGAUCUGGACUGUGUCAGGAAGAAAGAGACGGAGCUGGAGAGGAAGCUCCGAGCCAACGACAGAGAAUACAACCUGUCCUUUAGAUACGCAACGAACGCCAUCAGGACGUGCAAGUACAACUUCUUCACCUUCCUACCUCUCAACCUGUUUGAGCAAUUCCAGAGGAUCGCAAACGCCUACUUCCUUUUUCUGCUGGUGCUCCAGGUGAUUCCUGAGAUUUCCUCUCUGUCCUGGUUCACCACAGUCGUGCCUCUGGUCCUCGUGCUGUCGGUGACGGCAGCCAAAGAUGCUACCGAUGACAUCAAUCGUCACCGGAGCGACAAUCAAGUCAACACCCGAAAGGCCCAAGUUCUUAUUGAUAGAAAGCUGCGGAGCGAGAAGUGGAAGGACGUGCAGGUGGGCGACAUCAUCAAGCUGGAAAACAACCAGUUUGUCACUGCCGACCUCCUGUUGCUCUCCAGCAGUGAACCACUCAACCUGGUUUACAUCGAGACAGCAGAGCUCGACGGAGAAACCAACCUGAAGGUGAGGCAGGCUCUGCCCGUCACAGGAGACCUGGGGGACGACAUUGAAAAACUGGCUGACUUCAAUGGCGAGGUGCGAUGUGAAGCUCCCAACAAUCGCCUGGAUCGCUUCACGGGAACUCUGACCUACGCCGGGCAGAAGUACUCGCUGGACAACGAGAAGAUCCUGCUGCGCGGCUGCACCCUGAGGAACACCGAGUGGUGCUUCGGCCUGGUGCUGUUCGGAGGUCCAGAGACGAAGCUGAUGCAGAACUGUGGGAAGAGCACGUUCAAGAGAACCAGUAUCGAUCGUCUGAUGAACGUCCUCGUCCUCUGUAUCUUCGGCUUCCUCGCCUUCAUGUGCACCGUCCUGGCGAUAGGAAACUUGUUCUGGGAGAUGAACGAGGGCUCCCAGUUCACCGUCUUCCUGCCGAGGCAAAAGGACACCCAUGCCGGUUUCUCCGCCUUCCUCACCUUCUGGUCCUACGUCAUCAUCCUCAACACGGUGGUUCCCAUCUCGCUCUACGUCAGUGUGGAGAUCAUUCGGCUCGGGAACAGCUUCUACAUCGACUGGGACAGGAAGAUGUACUACGCUCGCAGCGACACCCCCGCCGAGGCUCGGACCACCACCCUGAACGAGGAGCUGGGUCAAAUCAAAUACAUCUUCAGUGACAAGACGGGGACGCUCACUCAGAAUAUCAUGACUUUCAACAAGUGCUCCAUCAAUGGCAAAUCCUACGGAGACGUGUUCGACUACUCCGGACAAAGACUAGAAGUUUCUGACCUGACGGAGAAGGUGGACUUCUCCUUCAACCCUCUGGCAGACCCCCGCUUCGUGUUCCACGACCACGCGCUGGUGGAGGCCGUGAAGCUGGAGAACCCGGAGGUCCAUGACUUCUUCAGGCUGCUGAGUCUCUGCCACACCGUCAUGGCUGAGGAGAAGAAGGAAGGCGAGCUGCUCUACCUGGCCCAGUCUCCAGAUGAGGGAGCUCUGGUAACAGCAGCCAGAAACUUUGGUUUCGUCUUCCGCUCUCGAACGCCGGACAGCGUUUCCAUCGUGGAAAUGGGUCGGCAGCGCAGCUACGAGCUCCUGAACAUCCUGGACUUCAACAACGUCCGCAAGAGGAUGUCUGUCAUAGUUCGGAGUCCGGAGGGGAAACUCUCUCUCUACUGUAAAGGUGCCGACACGAUCAUCUACGAGAGGCUGCAUCAGUCCUGCAGCAAACUGAUGGAAGUCACCACAGAGCAGCUGAACGAGUUCGCAGGCGAGGGUCUGCGGACGCUGGUGCUGGCCUACAAGGAUCUGGAUGAGGAGUAUUUCAACGAGUGGAAACAGCGGCAACAUGAGGCCAGCACGACGAUGGACGACCGGGAGGGAAAACUGGACCAGCUGUACGAGGAGAUCGAGAAGGAUCUGCUGCUGCUUGGAGCAACAGCCAUAGAAGACAAGUUACAGGACGGAGUCCCUCAGACUAUAGAGCAACUCUCCAAAGCCGACAUCAAAAUAUGGGUUUUGACUGGUGACAAGCAAGAAACGGCUGAAAACAUCGGUUUCUCGUGCAACCUGCUGCGAGAGGAGAUGAACGAGAUCUUCACCGUCUCAGGCAACUCCCCCGAGGACGUCCAAGAGGAACUGAGAAAGGCCCGAAUCUCCAUGAACCCAGAUGCAGUGGAUUCGGUGUUGCUGCCGGGAAGGAGUCUGGUGAAAGGAGUGAUGAUGGACGAGGAGGUGAACGGAGAACACGGCCUGGUCAUCAAUGGCCACAGCUUGGCUUACGCCCUGGAGCGCAGCCUGGAGCUGGAGUUCCUGCGCACGGCGUGCAUGUGUAAAGCAGUGAUCUGCUGCAGGGUGACUCCUCUGCAGAAGGCACAGGUGGUGGAGCUGGUCAAAAAGUACAAGCAGGUGGUGACACUGGCCAUCGGAGACGGAGCCAACGACGUGAGCAUGAUCAAAGCGGCUCACAUCGGCGUGGGCAUCUCGGGUCAGGAGGGGAUGCAGGCGGUGCUGUCCAGCGACUUCUCCUUCGCCCAGUUCAGUUUCCUGCAGCGCCUCCUGCUGGUGCACGGCCGCUGGUCCUACCUGCGCAUGUGCAAGUUCCUGCGCUACUUCUUCUAUAAGAACUUCACCUUCACCUUCGUCCACUUCUGGUACGCCUUCUUCUGCGGCUUCUCUGCACAGACAGUGUACGAUGAGUGGUUCAUCACACUUUACAACCUGGUGUACACAGCACUACCUGUGCUGGGGAUGAGUCUGUUUGAUCAGGAUGUGAACGACGUGUGGAGUUUCCAGCACCCUCAGCUCUACGUCCCCGGUCAACUCAACCUCUACUUCAGCAAGAAGGCCUUCUUCACAUGUGCCCUGCACAGCGGCUACAGCUCCCUGGUGCUCUUCUUCAUCCCCUACGCCGCCAUGCACAACACGGUGAGGGACGAUGGGAAGGACGUCGCCGACUACCAGUCCUUCGCCCUCCUCACCCAGACGUGUCUGCUGUUCGCCGUCAGCAUCCAGCUGGGGCUGGAGAUGUCUUACUGGACGGCGGUGAACACCUUCUUCGUUCUGGGAAGCCUGUUCAUGUACUUUGGCGUCACCUUCACCAUGUACAGUAACGGCAUGUUUCUCACGGUGCCAUCGGCUUUUCCCUUCAUAGGAACAGCCCGUAACUCUCUGAAUCAGCCCAACGUCUGGCUGACGAUCCUCAUCACCUCCACUCUGUGCGUCCUCCCCGUGAUCACCUACCGCUUCCUGUUGAUUCAGCUCUGCCCCACCAUCAAUGACAAGGUGAUGUUCAAGGUGAGACAGACCAAAGCGACUCCUCCCCCUCUUCCUCGCCGCGCCCGCAUCCGUCGCACCAGCACCCGCCGCUCAGGCUACGCCUUCUCGCAUGCGCAGGGCUACGGGGACCUGGUGACAUCAAGGCGCUUCCUGCGGCGUCCAGCUUUGUCGGGAUCUUCGAGUUUAGCAAACACGGGUCGCACUACCAUGGGCUUCAGUCCAAUGGGACGGUCGGCCGGAUACAGCCCGACGGGACGUCCCCAGAAUGUCAGGGUCCAGGAUGUGGAGGUGACGUCGCUUCAGAUGUACAGUACUAUCAGAGACCCCGCCCCCUGACGGACAGGGGAGAACAUCUGGGAGCAGGAACUGGACCAUGUGAAUGUCAGAAGUGUUUGAACUCACUUUUCUACUUUGGUUACCAUGAAGAGCUCUCUCAGACUUUUCCAGAGAAGUUCAUGUUGAAGAUUUUCCAAAGUCCAUCUCAUCUACACAGACACGGUUUGAGAAGCGUCUGCUCUGAACCUUUUAUUUUGUAAAAUAACGUGCUGGCUUUUAUUUUGUGUAAAGGAACUGCAGCAACAUGUGUAGCCUCCUCUGACGGAUCAACCGUGUUCAUGUCAAACACGUCUCCUGUAAGUGAGAGACAGAUGUGAAAUGACACUAGACACAUGUCUCCAGAUGUUUACAGACUCCUCAGCCUUUGCUAACCAGGAGAAUCCAGAUCCACAGCAGGGUUCUGGAAACAGGAAAUAACCAGCAGAGCCAUGUGGAAGGGGACACGCUCAUUUUUAUACCCUAAGUGUCUUUUCUUAAAACUCUGGAAGCUGAAUGAGCAGUCAGCACUUUGCCAGAUAAUAACCAAAUGUCCAAGAGUUUAUAAAAGUUGUUUUUCUCUGUGGCAGCAGGAUUCAGCUCCAGCAUUGUGGGACCAUCCAGCUUUAGGACUUUUAUUCAAACCGUAUGUUUUUUUUUCACUUCUUCUCUGAGCUGGAAGAAUUUUAUGAAACCCAAUGGACGAAUUUAUGAAGAUGAAACAUAACUGCAUGGCAGAAGAGCUUGAAUUACAUUAAUUAAAAAAAUGGGGUUUUUAAAUUAUAAUAAUUUAGCAUCAUUGCCACAAUGUAACGAGACAUACUUUAGAUUUUAAGCCUUUAUUUAAGCGAUGAAAAAAAAGCCAGUAUUACUGCAACAGAGAAGGGAAUUUAGCAUGAAAGUCUUCUGCUUGAUGUGGUUAUGGUGGAGCCUUAAAAAAACAACAACUAAAUAAAAAGAGACUAUUAUUGCCACUUAAAAGGAAAAGUCCUCGGAGGACAAUUCUAAUGUGUCAUUUAAAGGGAGAAUAUCACAAAAGCCGCCUCUUUAGUGGAGGAGGAAAUGUUUGGUAGCGGUCGACCGUGAGGUUGUCGUCGGUUACACCUGCGUGAUAUUCAAAGAGGUUUUAUACUUUCUCAAGAAACAAUGGGAUUGGUUGAAGAUUUUGGAUCCAGAGGGAGUGAAACUCCAGCGAGCACAGGUUGUUCUUGCUUUUUAAUCAUGUUUUCUUACUCUUUUAAUCAUUAAAUUAUGACUUUUAACUUCUGUAUCAAUAUGGCCCUUAUACUCCAUUUUAUGCCAAGUUAAUCAGCUCUUUAUAUAAAUCUUUUUGUAGAGAUUCUCCGUCGCCAAGUGAAAAACAUUUCUGCUCAAUAAUUCAAACCCCUGCAGGCAGAUGUUUUUAGAGGGAUCAUUACACCCCCACAUCCUCUAAACUUGUUUCUGCUCCGUGUAUUAAUACAACACUUUAUAGAACCAGUAUUUAACUUAUCUACCCAUAAAGCCUGUAUUUGAUUAAAGUAUCUUAUGCAGUGCAGUUUGUAAAAGAUUCAAGUCUGCAGUGCUGCACAUGGAGGCCUCCAGAUCAUGUUUGGAUCCAAUUACUGUCGCUCAGAACCUGCACCAGAUUGUGCCUCCCAUGCACCUUGAGUUUCUGCUUCAGCAGCUUUUAGCCUCUUGGUUUGAUCUUGCCUGCAAAUGUUGGAAACUAGAAAAGAAGAAUUCCCCCAUUAAACAGCAGAGAGGUGACCUGGCUGUGUAGUAACUCAUUUGCAGUGCAGACUUCAGAAUGUAAUGCAAAAUUCAAAAACACAGAAGCUGCCUUAAAUUUAAACGCAAAGGGAUUUAUUUCCCUUACAUGGAAACAAUAAUGACAAGAAUGUCAAGAAUGUAUAACAGAAAAUAAGCAAAUAAAAAAUCCUUGUAUGUAACAGUCAAGGUUAAGUGAUGAUUGUAUGUUAGGAAAGGAAACAUUAUUGUACAAGGUAAGUGUUUUUAUAUCAGCAGCUGGACAUAUGAGUCUUUAAUUUAUUAUGUGAUGUGUUGAGGUUUCUGAAAGACUCCAAAUGGAAUUGGUUCAAUAAUUGAACAAUAUUUGAUAUUUGCCCACAUUUAUUUUUUUUCUCUGUGCCUCAUUGUGUCCAUAUAUGCAACUUCUGGUUUUAUUCACUCACAGUUUAAAGGAAAUCAUUGCAACAGCCUGUUGGAGCAGGUUCAGUGUUUUUAUCUGAAUCUGAAUUAUUCUUUUUAAUGCUUUGUGUGUCACUGUUAACUCUAAACUGUUAAACAAUCGGAUGCUGGAGUUCAGUGUAUGUGAAGCUGGUUCACACCAACGACUGCUCCUUUCAUUUUGUACUGUAAAGUGUUCUUCAUGGGAAAUAUUUCAUAGUUUGAAUAUGCAGAAGAAAGUACAUGUUGUAGCAUCUUUUGUAAAAACUGUUGCUAGUUUUGUAGAUCGUCCGGUUUUGUGUCAGAUUUUCAUGUCACUGCAAACACACAAUCACAUGGGGGGG
Limanda limanda (common dab) is the source of this 6260-nucleotide messenger RNA. Its product is annotated as phospholipid-transporting ATPase ID-like. Gene Ontology annotation, cellular component: plasma membrane. Gene Ontology annotation, biological process: phospholipid translocation; Golgi organization. The record is from RefSeq and is a predicted model, not a curated record. Lineage: Eukaryota; Metazoa; Chordata; Actinopteri; Pleuronectiformes; Pleuronectidae. Gene Ontology annotation, molecular function: ATP hydrolysis activity; ATPase-coupled intramembrane lipid carrier activity; magnesium ion binding. The coding region runs from base 148 to 3771 and encodes 1207 amino acids. The transcript is spliced from 28 exons.